ACACGCACUACACAAAAGGCUACGCACUACACGAAAGGCUACACACACACCCACACUCCUCCCCGCUUCUUCUGCUCUCACAGUCUUUUUGCAGUAGCCUAGGAUGCAUCAUUGACAGUCCCCGUUCCCCCAUGACGGUAUACUAGGGCUGUCAAUAGACAGGUUAUCAAUGAUUAUCUGUCAUCCAUCUAGCUAAGGUCAAGAGCGAGACCACAGUAUCCGAAGCAACCUUUUGAACCGGGAGCGGUGCAAGGCAUUUCUCGCUGAAUCGCCAGUGUUGCCCAAGUCAAAAGCCCGCUGAGGCCGAGGAAAUCGUGCAUUUUCACUCCACCAAAACUGCACCCACUAAACGCUUUCUUCGGGAUCGCUCCGUGUGAGACGUGAGCAGAAAGAAGAAAGUGAAAUGGACUGAGUUGCUGUGAGAAACGUUGACGGUAUUUCCACUUGCGGUGCGUAAAGGGGGAACAGCGACAGUAGUAGCCUAGUCUUACCAUCACAUAUAUUCCUCGUGCUAUAUCUGUAAUCAAUUAACUUUUGCUGAUUUUCUAUUUAUUAUUUGUAUUUAGGCUACAUAUAGCCUAGGUUUGUCCACAUCAGACGUCACAAUGAUGACGCCAAGAGACCCAAAGCCCAAGAAGAAGCCGCCGAAAGAUAGCUUGACUCUGUUGCCAUGCUUCUAUUUUGUAGAGCUGCCCAUUGUGGCUUCUUCUAUGGUGUCACUCUACUUCCUGGAGCUGACGGACCUGCUCCAGCCUGCCCAGGUAGGCUUCCGUUGCCAUGACCGCAUGCUGAGCAUGCCCUACGUUGACGGUGGAGACGAGCUCAUCCCUCUACUCAUGCUGCUCAGCCUGGCCUUCGCUGGGCCGGCCGCCUCGAUCAUGAUUGGGGAGGGCCUGGUUUACUUCAUGCAGUCACGUCUUAAGAUCCGACCUGGGGUGGAAGGCAGCAUCAACGCCGGUGGGUGCAACUUCAACUCCUUCCUUCGGCGAACGGUGCGCUUCGUAGGUGUCCAUGUGUUUGGGUUGUGUGCCACGGCUCUAAUGACUGAUGUGAUUCAGUUGGCCACAGGUUAUCACACCCCCUUCUUCCUGACUGUGUGCAAGCCCAACUACACUCAGCCAGGGGUGGCCUGUGAUAAAAACCCCUACAUCACCAAGGACAUCUGCUCUGGUCACGACCAGCACGCCAUCGUCUCUGCCAGGAAAACCUUUCCCUCCCAGCACGCAACCCUGUCUGCCUUUGCUGCUGUGUACAUAUCAAUGUACUUCAACUCAACCAUCUCAGACAGCACCAAGCUGCUGAAGCCAGUGUUGGUGUUUGCGUUUGCCAUCGUGGCGGCGCUAACCGGCCUCACCCAGAUCACCCAGUACCGCAGCCACCCCAUCGACGUCUACGUGGGCUUCCUCAUAGGGGCCGGCAUCGCUGCCUACCUGGCUUUCCACGCCGUUGGCAACUUCAGGUCCUCCGACAACAUCAUCAUCAGGCCAGCUCCACCACCCCAGAAGGAGGACGCCCUGCGAGCGCUGACCCAGCGGGGCCACGACUCGGUCUACAACAAAGGUGUUGCCUCAGCAUCGGAGAGCGCCGACGAGAUCGCCGUGCCGCCCUCCCUGGACCGGCUGGAGGGCAUGGGGCGGCCGCUGCAGCGCGAGAAGGCCUCCAUCGGCAGCUUGAAAAGGGCCAGCGUGGACGUGGAGCUCCUGGCGCCCCGCAGCCCCAUGGGCCAGCAGACCAUGGUGACCUUCAGCAACACGCUGCCCAGAUCUAGCAUGAACGCUAACGGGGGCCUGGGCACUAACGGGGGCCCAGAGGAGCCCAUGAUGCAGCCUACUCAGCCCAUGCAGAGGAGGCUUAAGGCUGUGCAGGUGCCCAUGGACCCCAUGCGCUCACAGCAGUUAGUGACAGAGUGGAAGCAGAAGUCCAUGGAGAUGCGGGGUCUGAGCCUCAGGGAUGAGGCUGAGCGGGAGGCCAGUGAGGAGGGCUCCGAAGGGGGGGAGGAAGGGUCAGAGGACGGGGGUCCACAGGCCUCGCUGUAUCCAUCUACGGUGCAGUCCAACAGGGGAGCUUUCACCAGUCCGAUCCCCAUCAGUGUGGGGCCUCCAGGGAGUGCCAGGGUGGUGGCAACCCCUAGACCCCCCCACAUCCCCGAGGUGGGUCCCCCGCCAGUGUCGCCCAAAAGUGCACUAACCCGCGCCAAGUGGCAGUCCAUCACAGAGAAGAGCGGUGGCGGCGGGUCGAUUCGCGGGGCACCCAACCAGCCGCGUAUCAUGCAAGUGAUCGCCAUGUCCAAGCAGCAGGGACUCCUCCCUUCCUCCUCCUCGGGGGGCACGCCCAAGUCCUCCGAGACCACCUCCACCUCCUCCUGCACCUCCUCUACGGCCAGUGCCGACUCGCCCCACUACCGGCCGCCCUCAGAGGCCCAGCGUGAUUCGACCAUCAUCACCGUAGAUGCCCACGCCCCCCACCACCCCGUGGUGCACGGUGGCCAGCCCCCCUCCUCAGGCAACGGGAACCCCUGGGAGUGGAGGGGCGCGUCCAACGGCAGCGACCCUCGAGACUCCUACGAGCUCAACGAUCUGAACCGCGGCGACAGCGGUGGUGCUCGCGGCAGCACUGGUAGCUUCCGGUUGCACCAGACCAUCUCGCCCUGCUCCUCGACCAGCGACGGAGACCCAGAGAUGCUUCCCCCUCCGCCCCUCCCCCACACCGAGGUCCCCCACGAUGGGAGAAGCCGGGAGUCCACUUUACGACGCAAGACUGCGCUAGUCCUCCUGGAGAGGGACAUUCAAUUUCAAAACAAGAGUGAGCAGGAGAACUACUAUAAAAAAAUACAGGGUGGCCGGAGGUAUAAGGAGUAGUCACUAACUAACUAAUAAGCCUUACAGUCAAACCACAAAACAGUACAAAACCUGGACUGACAAGCUGGGCUCUGCUGCUAUGCAUCUCUCGAACUAUGUGUGAUGUUAUCAAAGGAGCUGUGCAAAACGGUUGUAGCCUACAGUCGUGGUCAAAAGUUUUGAGAAUGACACAAGUAUUGGUCUUCACAAAGUUUGCUGCU
Molecule: messenger RNA, 3058 nt
Organism: Coregonus clupeaformis (lake whitefish)
Lineage: Eukaryota; Metazoa; Chordata; Actinopteri; Salmoniformes; Salmonidae
Gene: plppr3b
Product: phospholipid phosphatase related 3b
Exons: 8
Coding region: 606-2858 (750 amino acids)
Biological process (GO): phospholipid dephosphorylation; phospholipid metabolic process; signal transduction
Molecular function (GO): phosphatidate phosphatase activity
Source: RefSeq, a predicted model, not a curated record